This is a messenger RNA of Sinocyclocheilus rhinocerous, 988 nucleotides long. Its product is annotated as mannose-binding protein C-like. The transcript has 4 exons. The coding region runs from base 198 to 968 and encodes 256 amino acids. Lineage: Eukaryota; Metazoa; Chordata; Actinopteri; Cypriniformes; Cyprinidae. The record is from RefSeq and is a predicted model, not a curated record. Gene Ontology annotation, cellular component: multivesicular body.
AAAGCCCACUACACACUCGUACGUUGUGUGGGAAGCAUAUCUGAAAGAGCUCUAUCUCAGAAAAGGAAAUUCACAACAACAAGCCCCUCAGAUUUAAAGCAAGAAGACCCUCCUCUCUUCAGUCAGUUGUGUGAUUUCAGUCUUGAGGACUUGUUGGGCAACAGACAUUGCAUCACUUGGACUCCUCCAUUAAACUGAUGGCGCUGUUAAAGCUGUUCCUCUGGGCUCUUCUGCUCCUUCAGUUUGCACUGCAGAUGUUGGAUGGAGCUGAGCCUCAGAACCUGAACUGUCCUACAUAUGGUGGAGUUCCUGGCACUCCUGGACACAACGGUCUGCCUGGCAGAGAUGGGAGAGAUGGUAAAGAUGGAGCAAUUGGACCCAAAGGAGAGAAGGGAGAGUCAGGAGUGAGUGUUCAGGGACCACCAGGUAAAGCUGGACCAUCUGGGCCAGCUGGAGAAAAGGGGGAAAGGGGACCUCCAGGUCCACAAGGGUCUCCUGGAAGUGAAAGUGUUCUUGAAUCCCUGAAAUCUGAGAUCCAGCAACUUAAAGCCAAGAUUGUCACGAUUGAGAAAGUUGCGAGUGUCUGCCACUUCAGGCAAGUUGGACAGAAAUACUACAUCACUGAUGGUGUUGUGGGGACUUUUGAUCAAGGAUUACAAUUCUGCAAGGAUUUUGGUGGAACAAUGGUUUUGCCAAGAACUUCUGCAGAAAACCAAGCGUUAUUGAAAUUAGUAGUAUCCAGUGGUUUAAGUAGUAAGAAGCCAUAUAUUGGAGUCACAGACAGAGAAACAGAGGGACGGUUUGUGGACACUGAGGGGAAGCAAUUGACAUUUACCAACUGGGGUCCUGGUCAGCCUGAUGACUAUAAGGGACUACAAGAUUGUGGUGUUAUAGAGGACUCUGGCCUUUGGGAUGAUGGCAGUUGUGGUGAUAUACGUCCUAUUAUGUGUGAAAUAGACAACAAAUAGAAUGUAUAACAUUAGGCUGA